Anopheles cruzii is the source of this 2118-nucleotide messenger RNA. RefSeq names its product carnitine O-acetyltransferase-like. The coding region runs from base 74 to 1996 and encodes 640 amino acids. The transcript has a single exon. Gene Ontology annotation, cellular component: peroxisome. Gene Ontology annotation, molecular function: carnitine O-acetyltransferase activity. The record is from RefSeq and is a predicted model, not a curated record. NCBI's taxonomy places the organism in Eukaryota, Metazoa, Arthropoda, Insecta, Diptera, Culicidae. Gene Ontology annotation, biological process: carnitine metabolic process, CoA-linked.
GCUCAUUCGCGUCAUUCGCCAGGGCUCAACAGCCAAAGUGUCCGUACGGUUCAAUUCACGGUACAAAGUACAGAUGAACAUGACGCGCCUCUUUCCAUCUCGCACAACGGCCGCCCCGAUCGGAAGGGUACUAACGUCGUCCAGUUUGAGUAAAAUGCUUACGGCAGCAACCUACACCACCGGUAACCCGCCAGGCGGUCCCGUAGCUACCCUGCAACGCCAACCGGUUCCAAAGCUUCCGGACACGAUGCAGAAACUGUUGAAGUCUAUCGAACCGCACGUCGAUUCGGAGGUGCUAGCCGGGACGAAACGUGCGGUGGACAAGUUUGCCUCCUCCGAUGGCGUUGGCCAAAAGCUUCAGAACCUUCUUCGGGAACGUGCCUCUAAAAUGGACAGCUGGCUGGCCGAUUGGUGGUUGCAGAGCGCCUACAUGGAGUACCGCGAUCCGGUCAUCGUUUACUCCAGCCCUGGGCUGGUGUUCCCUCGCGCCAACUACCGCACGCUGGACGAGCAGCUGGCGUACGCGGCCAAAAUGGUGUCCGUCGCCCUAGCCUACAAAGCGCUCAUCGAUGGUGGGAAGAUACGGCAAGAAACGAUGGGCAAAGUACCGCUCGAUAUGUCGCAGUACGAAAAAAUCUUCGGCACCUGCCGUAUUCCUGGGCGCGGCCGUGACUCGUUGCAAUACAACCCACGUUCGCAGCAUAUUGUCGUUGCGUGUGCCAACCGGUACUACCGAUUGGAUGUGAUCGAUGCCACCGGAGCGAUCGCAAGUGAAGGACAAAUAUUGGCGCAACUUAAACGAAUUGCCGCUGGUGCCGAUGGAUCGCCAGCUCCACCGAUUGGCAUCCUUACCGCUAAUCAACGGGACAGUUGGGCCGAAGCGUACGAAACACUGGUGGCCGAUCCGAACAAUCGUCGUUCGGUCACUGCCAUUCAGCAGUCACUGUUUGUGCUUUCGAUCGAUCGAGAAAUUGCUCACGCGCCCGGAAGUGAUCAUAUCACUACGGCCAGCGAUCUUCUCAUCCACGGUGGUGGUUCGACCGUUAACGGCGGCAACAGGUGGUACGAUAAAACGAUCCAGCUGGUGGUGGCCCCGAACGGAAUUAAUGGACUCACGUACGAGCAUUCGCCGGCCGAAGGGCAACCGAUUGCUGUGAUGACGGACUUUUUGCUCGAACACCUUAAAGGAACAGGAAAACCGACGGGCGCCAAUGUAACCGACAAAAUGAGGGUGGAAGCAGUCGAGUUACCAUUCAACGUGCAGCCCCCGGUAACAGCUGCCAUCGAGCAGGCCGCCGGGUUCGUGGACAAACUGGCUGCCGAUAUUCAGAUGCACUAUCUGCACUUUACCGACUAUGGGAAAGGGUUCAUCAAAACGCAGCGCAUGAGCCCCGAUAGUUACAUUCAGAUGGCAAUCCAGUUCGCCUUCUAUCGCCUUCACCGAGUGCCAGGAGCACACUACGAAUCGGCCCAGAAUCGUAUGUAUCUCCACGGACGCACCGAAACGAUCCGCUCGUGUUCCAUCGAAUCGAUCGCUUUCGCCCGGGCCAUGCUCGAUCCGCAGUGUGACGGCCCCUCGAAGUUGGCAGCAAUGAAGAGUGCCAUUGAGGCGCACAAAUCCUACGUCUCGAUGGCCAUUCAGGGGCAAGGCGUUGAUCGCCAUUUGCUGGGGCUAAAGUUAACGGCCAAAGAGAACGGAUUGCCGCUGCCGGAACUUUACACCGAUCGGGGAUUGCAAGCGAGCGCACACAUGCGACUGUCGACCAGCCAGGUUGCCUCGCGAUAUGACGCCUUCAUGUGCUACGGACCCCUAACGGCGGACGGAUACGGUUGUUGCUACAAUCCUAAGGAAGACGACAUGUGGUUCGGACUGUCAGCGUUCCGCUCGAACGCCGACACGGAUGUGGAACGAUUCCGUGUUAGCCUCCAGGAAGCGCUACGCGAGAUGUACGAAGUGUUGGUGCUGCACGGCGAGAAACCCAAGGGCAAACUUUAAAAUGUGUGUCACAAAUGGGACGUUUGUUUUGUUAUCGAGUCCGUUGAGUUUAUGUUUGCCUACUGUCUUCUGAGACUGUUUUUACUUUUACACAUGUUAACAAAGUUUGAAUCAAGUAAUAA